CUGUUAAGUAGGUGUGGCUUAACAAAACAUAUGGCGGCUUUAACGUUUGAUGCAGUUGUGACAAGAAGCAAAGCAGACUCAGCCGAGAAUGUUAGGAGCUUACAAUGUUGGGCCAUGAAACUCAGUGAUGUUAGUAUUUUGCCGCAGUUUAAAAAUUUGGAAGUUUUGAAUUUGAGCUGUAACAACAUCACGUCCUUGCAACCAAUUGGACAAUGCAAAAACCUUUCUCAACUCUAUCUUCGUAAGAACAAUAUUUUCCGUUUCGAAGAACUUGAUCACCUUAAAGACCUUCGAAAUCUUCAAAGUGUUUGGCUAUCCGGGAACCCGAUCUCUUCUAUUGAAAACUAUCGUCUGAAAGUUCUCUCAAUCUUACCUCAGAUCGAGAGACUCGAUGAAGAAAUUGUAACUGAGGAAGAAAGAAAAGUUUGUUCCUCUUCUGUCAUGAAAUUUAUCGAGGAAGAGCAAGGGAACAAAGUUGCUGUUGAUUAUAACCAACAACAGAUACUAAAAGCUGUAUUUUCUUUAUUGCCACUUCUUUCUCAUUCAAAUUUAGCUCGACUCCAUGAAGCAGUCCAGAAUAGAAUUAGGGAGUUGUCUGCCAACAGUAAUACUGAUGAAGAAUAAUUAUAAACAUUAUUAUUAUUAAUGAAAUACUAAUUAUUAUUAUACUUUCAAUAAUUGACACAUUCACACCUUUA
Molecule: messenger RNA, 698 nt
Organism: Amphimedon queenslandica
Lineage: Eukaryota; Metazoa; Porifera; Demospongiae; Haplosclerida; Niphatidae
Product: protein C21orf2-like
Exons: 7
Coding region: 31-624 (197 amino acids)
Molecular function (GO): protein binding
Source: RefSeq, a predicted model, not a curated record